GUUGAGCAAACCGGAAACGAGUAUUAUGCUAGCUUGUUUACCAUUUUAGGAUUAGUUGAGAGUUGAGACUUCUGAUUGUUUCACCGAGUCAGUUCUUAGGGGUUGCAGUACGGCCACUCUCUCCUGCUUCACCGAGGACUCUCAUCACAAGUUUCCUUCAUGAGAGACUGCAGCUGGAAGGAGGAUGAGAGACAAAAAUUGAAAUGUUGUGACGACAUGAUGAAAAUGUGAUUUAGAGUAGUGUUGGCUUUUAAGUUCUUUUCAUAUGAUAACGUGACAGCAUGACAUGAACAGACUGUCGUCAGUUUCUUUCGACCAAGAUGAACAGAUUAGAUACUCCCGUAGAGCGUCCGUCCUCCCCGGCACGGCUGGGCUAUACCUCAGACAAACACCCACGGCACACGCUCGACACGGUCAAUGUGCUACGCAAGCACAGAGAGCUUUGUGAUGUGGUGCUCAUUGUUGGCUCAAAGAAAAUCUUUGCUCACCGUGUGGUUCUCUCUGCUUGCAGCCCGUAUUUCCAUGCUAUGUUCACAGGAGAGUUGGCCGAGAGCAGACAAACAGAGGUCACUAUAAAGGACAUAGAUGAGACGGCCAUGGAGCUUCUUAUAGACUUCUGUUACACAUCCAGCAUCACAGUGGAGGAAAGUAACGUGCAGACUUUGUUGCCGGCCGCAUGUCUACUACAGUUGGUGGAAAUUCAAGAUGUCUGUUGCGAAUUUCUGAAGAGACAGCUGGACCCAUCCAAUUGUCUGGGCAUUCGAGCAUUUGCAGACACACACGCGUGUAGGGACCUUCUACGCAUUGCUGACAAGUUCACACAUCAUAAUUUCCAAGAGGUGAUGGAGAGUGAAGAGUUCAUGCUGUUGCCGGUGAACCAGCUGGUGGACAUCAUCUGUAGUGAGGAGCUGAACGUACGCACGGAGGAGCAGGUCUACAGCGCAAUCAUGUCCUGGGUGAAGUACACCGUGCAGGAGAGGAGGCAGCAUCUUCCCACGGUGUUACAACAUGUGCGUCUGCCCCUGAUGACCCCCAAGUUCCUGGUGGGAACCGUGGGUGCCGACCUACUAAUCAAGAGCGACGAGGCGUGUCGCGACCUGGUGGACGAGGCCAAGAAUUAUCUCCUCCUGCCCCAGGAGCGGCCACUCAUGCAGGGACCUCGCACGCGACCCAGGAAGCCAAUCAAAUGUGGGGAGGUUUUAUUCGCAGUGGGUGGCUGGUGUAGCGGUGAUGCCAUCUCUAGUGUGGAAAAGUACGACCCCGGGAGCAAUGAGUGGAGGCUGGUCGCGCCCAUGAGCAAACGCCGCUGUGGGGUGGGCGUGGCUGUACUCAAUGACCUUUUGUAUGCCGUGGGUGGUCAUGAUGGGCAGUCAUACCUGAACAGUAUUGAAAGGUAUGACCCACACACCAAUCAGUGGAGCUCCGACGUGGCACCGACAAGUUCCUGUCGUACAAGUGUGGGUGUCGCCGUGCUGGGGGACUUCCUGUAUGCUGUAGGGGGUCAGGAUGGAGUGUCUUGUCUCAACUAUGUGGAAAGGUACGACCCACAGACAAACAAGUGGCAGAAGGUUGCCUCCAUGAGCACCCGCAGGCUGGGGGUGGGUGUUGCCGUGUUGCAGGGCUUCCUGUACGCUGUGGGUGGCAGUGACGGGACCUGUCCGCUCAACACAGUGGAACGUUUCGACCCGCGCAGCAAUCGCUGGACGCCAGUGGCCCCGAUGGGCACCAGGAGGAAGCACCUGGGCGUGGCCGUGUAUCAGAACAUGAUCUACGCCGUGGGGGGCCGCGACGACACCACAGAACUCAGCAGUGCUGAGAGAUACAACCCACAGAAAAACGCCUGGGAGCCGGUGGUCGCAAUGACCUCCAGGAGGAGUGGGGUUGGUCUAGCAGUGGUCAAUGGUCAACUGAUGGCCAUCGGUGGUUUUGACGGGACUACCUACCUAAAGACUGUGGAGAUCUAUGACUCGGAGCAGAACUGUUGGCGGAUUGUGGGAAGCAUGAACUAUCGCAGGCUAGGGGGCGGGGUUGGGGUGGUCAAGUUGCCACAGAAUGACAGCCAUCUUUGGUGAUAUUAUGUUCAAGUCUUGCCUCGUAUUUUGCUCAUGAGGUAUAGUGAAAGCCAUCCUUGAUGAUGUGACUCAAGUUUUGUGAUGUUAUGCCAGUUGGGAAGAGUGAUGGACAUCUUUGGUGAUAUGACAUUCGAGUUUUGCCCGUGUGAGACAGAGAGUAUCAGUUGUGCUGAUGUGACCAUGCGAUGUUCUGCAGCUACAUUUAUCAGAGGAUUUCCUUUGAAAUGGGGUGAAAAGAGUUUGGUUUUUGUUGGUGCAGGACUUUUGUUAUGAAAUGGUAUUAGUGGGUGCUUUUAGGUUGUUUUUAAAAAAAAUGACACAUGUGUUUGAAUGUUUGGGAAGGCUGAAACUUGAGAGAGAGAUGAGACUGGUUCUGAUACUGAUAGAAGCAUUUAUUUAUGUCUGUUUGAUUAUAACCUGACCAAGUGCAUUUUAUUUUUUUGCAACGGCUUGUGAUGUUGUAGAUUCUCGUUAAUGUUUAUGAACAUGAAAUGAUGCGAGUUUCAGAACGGUGGCGCUAUAGGUUUUCUCUGUCACUGCAGAAUCUCUGUCUGUGAGAAUGUGCCAGUGUCUUUGUACUACUAUAGACAUGCUCUCUCUAUCAUUCUGUCAACAGAUAUUCUCUUUGUGAGAAUGUGUCAAUGUCUUUAUACUGCUUGUCAUUCUCUGUCACGACAGACAACUCUCUUUGUCACAACAAACAACUCUGUCACAACAAACAACUCUCUCUGUCACAACAAACAACUCUCUCUGUGAGAAUAUGCCUGUGUCUUUAUUCUGCUAGUCAUUCUCUCUGUGUCGUUCUGUCACAACUGACAACUCUCUUUGUCUGUGAAAAUGUGUCAGUGUCUUUAUGCUACAACAUACAUUCUCUCUCUAUCUCAACAGUCUCUCCCCUUGUCUUAGUGAAUGUGCCAAGUACCGGUAUCACCACAGAUGCUCUCAUGACUCUCAGUGUCCGUAAUUAGAUCUGAUUACCUUUUGUUGUUAUUUUCAUCUUGAGAUAUGCAGUAUAACACGAAUAGCUUGAAUUCUUUGAGACCGGCUUCGGUAGUUCGAGGGAUCCGUAGUUCAAGGGAGAUCUUACAAAGAUAAAGAAAAGAAAAUGGGACCGCAGGCACAGUUGGACGGAUGCGUGAUUUCGAUUCUUCUGUGUCGACCUAUCCGUGUUAUACUGUAUAUCCUUUCAGGCAGGCUAUUAUUAGUGCUAAUCGUUUGUUGGUUCUACUCAUUUAUUUGUAGGUUCCUUCUUUUAAAAAAGCAUGUGCACUGCGUUCCACGUUGGCUUUGUCUCAGACGCUUCAAACACACAGAUGUCUGGGUGGAAAUCCUAUGAGCCAACUGGUAUCCAGGCACUGUUUUGUCAAGUAGACCUACAUGGUUUCGUUCUGUUCUGUAGAUAUUUGGUAUUUCUGUGCAGUCAAUCGGAGUGAGUUCAUCUUGCUUCUUCCCUUUUUCGUGGUUCUGAUUGUAUGAGAAGAGCUAUAGACAAAUGUCUGUGCACUUACAACUCCAUACACAGAUGUCUCUGAAUUCAGAACUCUAUUGAUAUGAUAGACAGAUGUCUGUGAAUUCAGAACUUCAUUGAUCUGUAGACAGAUUGUCUGUGAAUUCAGAACACUAUAGAUCUAUACGGUGCACAGAUGUCUGUGAAUUCAGAACACUAUAGAUUUAUACAGUACACAGAUGUCUGUGAAUUCAGAACUCUAUAGAUCUAUACACAGAUGUCUGUGGAUUCAGAACACUAUAGAUUUAUACACAGAUGUCUGUCGAUUCAGAACACUAUAGAUCUAUACACAGAUGUCUGUGAAUUCAGAACUCUGUUGACAGACGAUUGUGCACUCAGAAUUCAAACAGAAUGGUUAAUGUACUCUGAACACUUGUGUCUUUUUCAUUUUGUCCUUGUGUAUUUUGAGUGUCCAGACAUCCAAGACAAGUCUUUCUAGCAGACAUUUGUCGUCUUAUGCACAUGUACAUACCUUGUAAAAAUGUUUUUUUUAAACUAAAUGUUUUAAUAAAAAUUUACUCCAUGAUCCAAAAGAGUCAAGAGUUAACAAUA
This is a messenger RNA of Aplysia californica (California sea hare), 4131 nucleotides long. RefSeq names its product kelch-like protein 20. The record is from RefSeq and is a predicted model, not a curated record. NCBI's taxonomy places the organism in Eukaryota, Metazoa, Mollusca, Gastropoda, Aplysiida, Aplysiidae. The coding region runs from base 321 to 2072 and encodes 583 amino acids. The transcript has 11 exons. Gene Ontology annotation, molecular function: protein binding.